UUUAUGAACACCGGUUUACAUAGUGAACGGGAUUAUUGAUAAGUGGCAGGGCUCCAAUGGCGGCGACGCGGAGGCGGCGGCGCCGCGACGCUCCGACGACGCCGUGGCCCGGCCAAACGUUUGCCGCAGCCGACGACGCGUGCAUCCCUCUCGGGUACUAAUGGAUACGCUGCACCCCCACCGUUUCGUGUGACGUCAGUGCCGUCCGGACCAGUGAGUGUUUCGCGUUUAGACCGUCAGGAACUGUCGGGCGUGAGGCGCUGCAAUCGCACACACCAUGACCGUGGGGUGGCAAACCAACGACAGUUUCGACAACUCAUUGAAGAGGGGGACCAGCGAGGUUGCGGAUGAUAUCAGCGUCGACAGCAUACCGGAAUACCAACGGCCACCGCUUAGGAAAAUCGACGAGUACGUCAAUGCGGAAAUUCCAUGUCUUUCGCGAAGGGCGACCGUAGCUUUGCUGGCAUGCGUGGGUUUCAUCAUCAUGUUCGGCAUGAGGGGCAUUAUGGGUAUGGUCAACGCGGAAAGAGCUAGGUUGAACAUCACGGAAACUGAUGAAGGUACCACGGCUGAGGUCGAAUCCGCCAUAUUCUGGGGUUACUUCGUCACCCAGAUACCCGGAGGUCUAAUAGCUGCAGCGUAUCCUGCCAACAAGCUAUUCGGAGCGGCGAUAGGAACUUCCUGCCUGCUGAAUUUCCUCAUACCAAGUCUCUACGACUACCCCAACGGAUUGAUAAUAGUCAAAGUGAUGCAAGGUCUCGUCGAGGGCGUGACAUAUCCAGCUUGCCACGGUAUAAUGCGGUACUGGGCUCCGCCUCUCGAACGUUCGCGCCUAGCAACGAUAGCAUUUAGCGGCUGUUAUGCCGGAAUUAUGUUUUCCAUGAUGAUAUGCGGACUGUUGAUGAACAACAUCAGUCUGAUGGCUCCCUACUACUUCUAUUCAAUUGUCGGUUUAAUCUGGUACAUGGCGUGGUUGUGGCUGGUGUUUGAAAGACCAUCCCUCCACACCUGUAUAGACCCCAAAGAACUGAUCAUGAUCGAGAAGUCCCUGGGCGGUACCCAGCAAAACUACGUCGCCCCGAACCUGACCAACACCCCGUGGAAAGAAUUCUUCACCUCGCUGCCGUGCUACGCCAUCUUCGUCGCCAACUUUUGCAGGUCGUGGAACUUUUAUUUGCUGGUCAUAUUUCAGCCGUCGUACUUUUCCCAAGCGUUUAGGAGUACCACUGCCGAGAACGCGUCUUUAGGCGCUCUGCCCCAUUUUCUGAUGACUUUGGUCGUACCAGCUGGUGGUAUACUCGCUGAUCGACUUAGGAAAAGAGGAAUCCUCAACACGACGCAGGUGCGCAAGCUGUUCAACUGCGGAGGCUUCGGUCUGGAGGCGACGUUCUUUCUGGCUAUGGCGUUUUCGCACACGACCUUGCAGGGUAUGACAGCCUUGACGAUAGGGGUGGCGUUCAGUGGAUUCGCGAUAUCCGGCUUUAACGUCAACCACUUGGAUAUCGCUCCCAGGUAUGCGAGUAUACUGAUGGGGCUCUCCAACGGCAUCGGUACCAUCGCCGGUGCCCUGGUACCGGUAGUGAAGAAGAUUAUUGUCAGGAACGAGCACGAUCCAAAGGAAUGGAGGAUCCUUAUUAUCGUGUCCGCCAUGAUCCACUACGCAGGUAUCAUCUUCUACGGUUUCUUCGCAUCAGGCGAACUCCAGCCGUGGGCCGAUCCAACCGUCGAAGAAGAGAAACACUGGAAUCAAAUGAACGAGGCUGUCCCUGUUGCCAAGUAUCCGCCUGCGGGCGUCGUUCAAGGUCAAUUUAACGGUUUGCUUUCCCGCCAAGGCAGCGGAGGCGGCAUCGUCAAUUACGGUGCCGCCAUGGAGACUUCCCUCGCUUCUCAGGCAAAACCUGUUCCACCAAGACCUCCCGCACCGAGGUCGCUGUCCCAGGAGUCGCAGCAUUCGCAGCAAGGAUCCGUAGUACCUGUAGGAAACCCAUUCAGGACAUCGGCGACUAGUUCGGGUAACCCGUUCAGGCAAGAAACGGUACAACCCGCCCCCGAAGACGUUUACAUGCACGGAACCCCUCAAGACAGAUUAUAUUAGAGUUUGGAUGCAUCCCUGAAAGUUACCGACCCGGAAAAUAUGUCCUAGUCAUCACAUAUUUUUUUUUUUUAUGGGAAUUAGAACAAUCGCAACUAUCUUCGUACUGAAAUUUCGACAAUAAUUAACGAAAUACAGGCACAUAAAUGAAAAAAAAAGACGAUAAAGCACUUGUUAUCUAACGCAACAAAGCCAUGCCUUAAAAUUUACAACGUUUGUUCUUUUCGCGCCAGUAGAUGUGAGUCACACCACGCGUCAGCCCCACCACCACGGGUAUUUAACGCCGACCGCUCAGACUCCUCCCUCUUUCACACAAUGUCCCUAGAUAAAAUAUUUCUAGAAUGUGCAUUGACGUGUUUUUCAAUUGAAAUCAAAGGGGUGAAAAGGUUUUCUUGCCUCCCACCCCCAGGAUAUUCGAAUUUCUAUUUUUCCAGUAAAUGUAUGUAGACGUAAGUACGCAACUGUUAGACGAGGCACUGUCUAAGGUAUAUUUAGAUAACGUUGUCAAUUUGUACAUACCUACUAAAGAGUAUUCUAUUUCGUCCUUGUAUAAAAAACAAAAAAGAUACGGGGUGUUUUAAAAUUAGUAGGUAUCCGGUAGAUAGAAUACAAAAAAAAGGGCGGAUUUUAAAAAAAUUACGCGGCGUUCCGAAGAGAUGGCUAGAGAUUUGAACCAGAAAGUUACGAUGUAGAAAUAUUAGGACCAACUUUUCGCAACGCCCUAUAUAAUGAUCGUGCAAUAAAAGGGUGAAUGUUUCCUUUGCCGCCAAACUCUUUGACAAUAUUAUUCGCAAUUGUGACUUUGUUUACUUAUAAAAAACCGUAGUCCGUAAGUAAACGUAACAAUAAUAACAUUAAUGGAAUAAAUGAACUGUUAAGUAUUUUUGAGGUUAGACGCCUCGGGCUGUGCAGACAAUAAUUAUGGCCGGGUGAAUAACCGCCCGCCAUAUUAGUUUUAAGGUGUAACAUUUAAGUAUUGUAUUCGUCGGCUCUUCUCUGGAGAUACGUGCCAGACCUUUUAAAGCUCUCGAUGCGUAUCACAAAAUAGGGUCCGAAUAAUUAUUUCUAACUACUGGUUUGUUUUGCAUCAUUGGGAAAUGCCAGGCGCGCGCAUCGUAGCGGCGUUGCCGUUUAGUUCUUUAUCGGGAAAUGUUUACGUACUCCUUGGGAUCCGUUUGAGGUUAGUAAUUAACCGUGAAUAUUUCGUGUGAUUGUCGUAUUUUGAAAAUAAACCUUUUUUAAUAUUUUAAACGCUAAAAUCUCGAAGCUGGACGAAUUUCGAAAACAAAAGUAAUAACGUUAGUUCGUUGUCCGUUAAAAGUGGUAUGUAGUACGUAGCAGUAAGCGUAAUAUUCUGCAGCUGCGUGCUUCCUGGAAAAAAUAAUGGAGAGUCAAAGACGCUAAAAUAAUGUUACGUAAAUGAUUUUGUUUAGCAUUUCGUCACUGCAGGGGCGCUGUCCACGUGCAAAUGUUGUGUAAUAAUUACUAGAAGGCCGGGUGUAAGCGCUCGUCUGUGGAGUUCGCACUGGUCUGUGGUUUAAAAGUUUCAGUGGAGAAUUGUUGACUAUUUUCAAAUAUUCAUUACUUUAGAAAAUGGCGGGUAGAUUAGACACUAAACCAGGUUUAAGAUGCAGAAACCGGCCUUAUUUUUGCAACACUUUCACCUCUGCCUCCGUUAUUUGUUUUAUUCCGUAUAAAAAACAAACAAUUAACAAUACUUUUUACUGCUAUUGGGCAAACUUGCCGGGAUCAUUCGGCCAACAAUAGAAGGUUAGGUUUUGAGUACUCGUACUUUUUUCAUUUUCGUUUGUGACCUUUGCCAAUAACAUUCGAAAGCAACAAAUAAUGUUACAACAUACUUAAUGCUGUAAACCACCAUCAUUGCAACCCCGAGAACUUCAGUUCGGCCAUUGCUUGUACAACCGUGUCUUAACGUCCUCGGUUCUCGUUUUAAACGUUUAUUGCGCUUUGGUUUGUGGUUUCGUUGCUUUCUGAGGACGCGAUGACAAGUUUUCCCGCAUAAAAGUCGGCGAAAACGUCAUCCGGGAGUCCUCGUCUAGUGUAGCGGCAAUAAAUAUAUUGAAAAUAUACAAAAAAAUACCCUAAUCAUAGCGAGACACUUUAAUAAUGGCAUAUCUAAAUGUAAUACGUGUGCGAGCCAGGGAAAUUAUUUUCUCGCCGUUUUUUCCCGAACUCGCGUGAACCCGAUUCUAUUGUUACACGGGGUGUUCUCGGGCUACAGUUUCGCUGAGAAAAAUUACCGGCAGGUGUUAAUUUUUUAUGCAAAUAUCACUGAGAUGGCUGUAGUUUUGGUACAACGCAGUCUCAGACGCCCUCCUACCAUCUGGGUCUUAGAAAAACAUAUUUAGGACAUCAUUAGCCUGCGUGUAUGUGGUAAAAGAAAGUUAUGUAGGUUUGUGUGAGUUGUAAAGGACAGCUCAUCUAUUUUUGAUGUUAUUAGCCCUCAUAUAUUGUAAAGACCGGCUAAUAGUACCUCUAAUAGACAUGUAGUUUUUAAAAUGAAAGGCAUUUGGUUACCAAAAGUUUAUUCUGUUGUUGUGGUUAAUGACGUAAUGGCCUAUUUUGCAAACGAAACUAAAACAUCUCGAGCAUAUUAACUGAUGUUCGGGAACAUUCCGUACCAUUAGAUAGCUAUAUUUUGCGUUAUAGUUGUAAUUCACGUUUUCAGAUAUUCUGUGUGAGAGUUAAAACGUCUUUUCGGAAAUAAAUAUGU
Molecule: messenger RNA, 4826 nt
Organism: Cylas formicarius (sweet potato weevil)
Lineage: Eukaryota; Metazoa; Arthropoda; Insecta; Coleoptera; Brentidae
Gene: VGlut
Product: vesicular glutamate transporter 1
Exons: 9
Coding region: 278-2095 (605 amino acids)
Biological process (GO): regulation of synapse structure or activity; synaptic transmission, glutamatergic; monoatomic anion transport
Cellular component (GO): excitatory synapse; synaptic vesicle membrane
Molecular function (GO): neurotransmitter transmembrane transporter activity; L-glutamate transmembrane transporter activity
Source: RefSeq, a predicted model, not a curated record